Closterium sp. Naga37s-1 is the source of this 2148-nucleotide messenger RNA. The record is from the annotation of a GenBank genome assembly. NCBI's taxonomy places the organism in Eukaryota, Viridiplantae, Streptophyta, Zygnematophyceae, Desmidiales, Closteriaceae.
AUGGUCAGGGAUACGGGCGUAAUGCAGUCAGAAGAGGUGCCCGUGGUGUUGAGAGAGGAGAGCGCGUGGGUUGGGGAUGGCGAGCGGAUGCGAGAAAAAACAGCGGGGAAUUCUUUACCAGGUCGGGAGGAGGCUGCUGUUACCACCGCUGCCUCUGCUGCUGCUUCUGUAGCGCUUGAUGCUGGAGCUCAAACGGAACAAGAGGGGCGAGGCAAUGCAAGUGACUGCGAGGAGGGUGACUGCGAGAAGGGUGACUGCGAGGGGGGUGACUGUGAGGAGAGUGACUGCGAGGGGGGUGAGAAGGAAAUCAGCCAUAAUACUGCCGCUUCCUUGCAUCACGAAGUCCGCGGUAAGAGGCGAAGAUGGCGAGUGGAAGGAGUGGACGGUGAGAGCGGCACAGGGGAAGGCGGCACAGGGGAAGGCGGCACUGCAAUCACGUACAGCCUUCAUCAGAACCGCUUUGUAGCAGCACCGGGGCUAGCACCAUCCACAUCAGCACCAUCCGCAUCAGCACCAUCCGCAACAUCCCGUUACUCCUCCACAGCAACAUCUCCCCCUGCAAUUCAAUACCCAUUCUCCUCAGCGCAACACCCUCGCCCAACCCAGCAACCUCAGGCGCCACUACAACUCCUGCUGCAAAAAAGUCAACGACCACGCAGUUGCCCACACCUUCCCCUGUCUUCCCCCGCCCUCUCUCCUGCCCUUUCCCCCGCCCUUUCCCCCGCCCUUUCCCGUGCCCUUUCCCCUGCGCUUUCACCUGCCCUCUCCCCCACGCCUGCGCCUCCCCCCUCUCCUUCUGGCUCGCUCCCUGCAGCGCCUCUGGACUUCCUCUGCCCGGACAAGCUCCGCCAACCCCGUCUCUCCGCCUUCCUCCCCGCUCCCAUUCCUCCUCCCUUUCCUCUGUCCUUUCCUCCUCGUUCCUCCAAGCAAGGGGAUCCCAUCCCAGAUGCAAGAUGCGGACUUUCCCUACCAAGUGCCCAGCCUGCUGCUGCAGUGGUCCCUCCUGCUGCAACCCCUGCUGCAACAUCUGCUGCUACAGGGUGUGGUGGCUAUGGGGAGGGGAUUGCAGGGCGGGAGAAAGUCCGUGUGACUGUUCUGCAGCCAGGCAUGGUGCUGCUGCGGGGGCGGCUGUCAGUGCAGCAGCAGCAGCGGUUUGUGCAGGCAGCGCAGGAGACAAAAGACCUUUUCCGCAGACCAGUCACUGCAGGGGGAGGCAGAUACCACCUGUAUUCGGUAAGGGAGCGGGCGAGGCAGAUACCACCUGUAUUCGACCUGUUGGGGUGCGGCGUGGAGCAGCACACUCAACCGUUUUGCCACUGCAGCAUGGGCCCCGCCCAUCCCCCCGUGACCUUGCCCAUCACCUCGCUCGGUGCCUCGCCCAUCACCUCGCCCAAAGGCUCACCUGUUGGGGUGCCGCGUGGAGCAGCACGCUCAACCGCUACGCCGCUGCUGCAUGGGCCCCGCCCAUCCCCCCUGACCUUGCUCACCUCGCGGGGAGCCUCGCUCUCGAAGCACACUCACACAGCCCAGUGUUCUGGGAUGGUGGGGGAGGAGGAGGGGGAAGAGGAGUGGGGGGAGGAGAGGAGGGAGGAGUGGAAAGAGGGAGAGGAGGAGGAGGAGGAGGAGGAGGAGGAGGAGGAGGAGGAGGAGGAGGAGGAGGAGGAGGAAGAGGAGGAGGAGGAGGAGGAGGAGGAGGAGGAGGAGGAGGAGGAGGAGGAGGAGGAGGAGGAGGAGGAGGAGGAGGAGGAAGGGGAGGUGGAGGAAGAGGAGGAGGAGGGGGAGGUGGAGGAAGAGGAGGAGGGGUUGGUGAGCGUGAGUGUGGGCGACACCAUGCAGUUCUUCUUUCGGCCACUCCCUCCUCUGCACCGCCGUCGGUCCGGCAUUGCAGUGAAGAUUGAUGACCCGGUGGCUGCUGCGCGCUCUGCGCUCGGCGAUGCUGCGCAUAACAGGGAGCGAAUUGUGUCUCUAUCUAGUGGAGACGUGCUGGUGUUUGGAGCUGCUUCGCGCCUUGUGUAUCACGGAACCAGAGAUCUCGUCCCAGGAACCAGACCACCAAACCUUGUCAUGACUCCAGGCCGGCUCAACUUCACCUUUAGGGUGCAGGACAAGGGAGAGGUUGGUGGGACGGGCCAGCGUAGUAAGGGAUAG